Molecule: messenger RNA, 723 nt
Organism: Peronospora belbahrii
Lineage: Eukaryota; Oomycota; Peronosporomycetes; Peronosporales; Peronosporaceae
Source: the annotation of a GenBank genome assembly
AUGGGAAUUUCAUCGACUAGAACGAGCACUACACCAGUCAUUAACUUUUCAAAUUACUAUCGCAAACGAGCAGCUUCAAUAGCACUUCCUGAAGCCACUGCAUGGCUAGAACAUCUGCAGUUAAAUUUACACGUUGUCACCUGUGCUAGCAGCAACAGCUUGAGUGCUAAAGUGCAGUACGAAGUGCAUGCAAACUACUUACCGCCCUGUUGUCAAGAUUCAGGUCUUGUGUGGACAGUUAGCCGGCCAUUUGAUGCCUACCGUCGCUUUCGCAAGCAAUUACUGCGCCGACUGCAGCCUGGUCAUGUGUGCCCAGCCGAGUGCAAGUGGCUUUACGCCGUGCUGAAAAACCAUUUCCCAAAGCUAAAGUUAUUGGCUGCUAACUCACCGCGCACGACAGAAUCCAGAAGGCAAGCACUUGUCCGAGUACUCCGGACAUUACAGGCGUCGCUGGUCAAUAGAGGAAAUCAGGGUUGCAACGUACUCGUGCACGGCGUCUGUCGAGAGUUUACAGCUUUCAUCUUGGGCGAGAAUGCGAAAUUGCCAGAAGUAGCUAUGGCACUAAGCGGAUGCAGCUCCGAUCAGAUCACACGUGACUUGUCGGCGUCAUACAUAUCCAAUUGCAGUGGCGACGAAAUAUAUUUUGAUGAGACCUUGCAUUCUGGUAACAUGUACGGCUGCAGGAGGGGUCAAGGCUACUGUAAAUCUGAAUCUGGACAGUGA